GCGGCCGCCAUCUUAUGUCGGCGGCGGCUGAGGGGAAGGAGGUGGCAGGGACGAGCACAACCACUACGGCCUGGGGAGGAGAAGGCGGCGACGGCGAUCCUAGGCGGCCCAGGCGGCAGGGAGGAGGAGGAGGAGAAGGAGGAGGGUGGCGGCCGGGCUUGGCUUCGGCUCCUAGAGGAGUUGGCGGCGGCGCGACCCGGGGAACCGGCAUUGGAUUGGAGUCUCUCCCUCAUUAUGCUGGGCUGGGGAGAAAGGCGAAUGGCCUAGUGGUUAGCAGCAUGGAUUGCAAGCCAGACCACCUGGGUUCAGAUCUUAGCUCUGACAGCUGUGUGACCCUGGAUGUCCGGCUCGCCGCUGUCCAAGAAACGUCGCGUGUCCGGGCCUGAUCCAAAGCCGGGUUCUAACUGUUCCCCUGCCCACUCCGUGUUGUCCGAAGUGCCCUCGGUGCCAACCAACGGAAUGGCGAAGAACGGCAGUGAAGCAGACAUAGAUGAGGGACUUUACUCCCGGCAGCUGUAUGUGUUGGGCCACGAGGCAAUGAAGCGGCUCCAGACGUCCAGCGUACUGGUAUCAGGCCUGCGGGGCCUGGGCGUGGAGAUUGCUAAGAACAUCAUCCUUGGUGGGGUCAAGGCCGUCACUCUGCAUGACCAGGGCACUGCCCAGUGGGCCGACCUCUCCUCCCAGUUCUACCUGCGGGAGGAGGACAUUGGGAAAAACCGGGCUGAGGUCUCCCAGCCCCACCUGGCUGAGCUCAACAGCUACGUGCCUGUCAGCGCCUAUACUGGACCCCUCGUAGAGGACUUCCUCAGUGACUUCCAGGUGGUGGUCCUCACCAACACCCCCCUGGAGGACCAGCUGCGGGUGGGUGAGUUCUGUCACAGCCAUGGCAUCAAGCUGGUGGUGGCAGACACACGGGGCCUGUUUGGGCAGCUUUUCUGUGACUUUGGAGAGGAAAUGAUCCUCACAGAUUCCAAUGGGGAGCAGCCGCUCAGUGCUAUGGUUUCUAUGGUCACCAAGGACAACCCCGGUGUGGUUACCUGUCUGGAUGAGGCCCGGCAUGGCUUUGAGAGUGGCGACUUUGUCUCCUUUUCGGAAGUACAGGGCAUGAUUGAACUCAACGGAAGUCAGCCCAUGGAAAUCAAAGUCCUGGGUCCUUACACCUUUAGCAUCUGUGACACCUCCAGCUUCUCUGAUUAUAUCCGUGGAGGCAUCGUCAGCCAGGUCAAAGUACCCAAGAAGAUCAGCUUUAAAUCCUUGCUGGCCUCCCUGGCAGAGCCUGACUUCGUGAUGACGGACUUCGCCAAGUUUUCCCGCCCCACCCAGCUGCACAUUGGCUUCCAGGCCCUGCACCAGUUCUGUGCUCAGCAUGGCCGGCCCCCUCGGCCCCGCAAUGAGGAGGAUGCCACAGAGCUGGUGACCUUGGCCCAGGCUGUGAAUGCUCGAGCCCUGCCAGCGGUGCAGCAGGACAGCCUGGAUGAGGACCUCAUCCGAAAGCUGGCAUAUGUGGCUGCUGGGGAUCUGGCACCCAUAAAUGCCUUCAUCGGGGGUCUAGCUGCCCAGGAGGUCAUGAAGGCUUGCUCCGGGAAGUUUAUGCCCAUCAUGCAGUGGCUGUACUUUGAUGCACUGGAGUGUCUCCCCGAGGACAAAGAGGCUCUCACGGAGGACAAGUGCCUCCCGCGCCAGAACCGUUAUGAUGGGCAGGUAGCUGUAUUUGGCUCAUACCUGCAAGAGAAGUUGGGCAAGCAGAAGUACUUCCUGGUGGGCGCAGGGGCCAUUGGCUGUGAACUGCUCAAGAACUUUGCCAUGAUUGGGCUGGGCUGUGGGGAGGGAGGAGAAAUUGUCGUCACAGACAUGGACACCAUUGAGAAGUCAAAUCUGAACAGACAGUUUCUGUUCCGGCCCUGGGACGUCACGAAGUUAAAGUCUGACACAGCUGCUGCAGCUGUGCACCAGAUGAAUCCGCACAUCCGAGUGACAAGCCACCAGAACCGUGUAGGCCCUGACACCGAGCGCAUCUAUGAUGACGAUUUCUUCCAAAACCUGGAUGGUGUGGCCAACGCCCUGGAUAAUGUGGAUGCCCGCAUGUACAUGGACCGCCGCUGCGUGUACUACCGUAAGCCACUGCUGGAGUCAGGCACACUGGGCACCAAGGGCAAUGUGCAGGUGGUGAUCCCCUUCCUGACAGAAUCAUACAGCUCCAGCCAGGACCCGCCUGAAAAGUCCAUCCCCAUCUGCACACUGAAGAACUUCCCCAAUGCCAUCGAGCACACCCUGCAGUGGGCUAGAGACGAGUUUGAAGGCCUCUUCAAGCAGCCGGCAGAAAACGUCAACCAGUACCUCACAGACCCCAAGUUUGUGGAGCGGACCCUGCGGCUGGCGGGCACCCAACCCCUGGAGGUGCUGGAGGCCGUGCAGCGCAGCCUGGUGCUGCAGCGGCCACAGACCUGGGCCGACUGUGUGGCCUGGGCCUGCCACCACUGGCACACCCAGUACUCUAACAACAUCCGGCAGCUGCUGCACAACUUCCCUCCCGACCAGCUCACAAGCUCGGGAGCUCCAUUCUGGUCUGGGCCCAAACGCUGUCCACACCCGCUCACCUUUGAUGUCAACAAUCCUCUGCAUCUGGACUACGUGAUGGCUGCUGCCAACCUGUUUGCCCAGACCUACGGGCUGACAGGCUCUCAGGACCGAGCUGCCGUGGCAACGCUCCUACAGUCUGUGCAGGUCCCCGAGUUUACCCCCAAGUCCGGCGUCAAGAUCCAUGUCUCUGACCAGGAGCUACAGAGCGCCAAUGCCUCUGUUGAUGACAGUCGUCUGGAGGAGCUCAAGGCCACACUGCCCAGUCCAGAAAAGCUCCCUGGGUUCAAGAUGUACCCCAUUGACUUCGAGAAGGAUGAUGACAGCAACUUCCAUAUGGAUUUCAUUGUGGCUGCAUCCAACCUCCGGGCAGAGAACUAUGACAUUCCCCCUGCAGACCGGCACAAGAGCAAGUUGAUUGCAGGAAAGAUCAUCCCGGCCAUUGCCACGACCACAGCAGCCGUGGUUGGCCUUGUGUGUCUAGAGCUGUACAAGGUGGUGCAGGGGCACCGACAGCUUGACUCCUAUAAGAAUGGUUUCCUCAAUUUGGCUCUGCCUUUCUUUGGCUUCUCUGAACCCCUUGCAGCACCCCGUCAUCAGUACUAUAACCAAGAGUGGACGUUGUGGGAUCGCUUUGAGGUACAGGGGCUGCAGUCUAAUGGUGAGGAGAUGACCCUCAAACAGUUCCUUGACUACUUCAAGACAGAGCAUAAGCUGGAGAUCACCAUGCUGUCCCAGGGUGUGUCUAUGCUCUACUCCUUCUUCAUGCCAGCUGCCAAGCUCAAGGAACGGUUGGAUCAGCCGAUGACAGAGAUCGUAAGCCGUGUGUCGAAGCGAAAGCUGGGCCGCCAUGUGCGGGCCCUGGUGCUUGAGCUGUGCUGCAACGACGAGAGCGGUGAGGACGUUGAGGUCCCCUAUGUACGAUACACCAUCCGCUGACCCCUGUCCUCUCCUACAGACUGACCCCAGGCCCCCUCUCCAGACCCCUUCCAGCCCAGGGCUCCCAUUUGGCCUCUGUCAUCGGCCCAGCUAUCCAAGCCUGGUGUUCCCUCCUCGUCCCUCUAUCUGAACCCCUCUUGCCGCUGCUUCCUACCUUGUUUGGGACAUGAAUCCUAAUAAAGCGUUAUAAACCCA
Molecule: messenger RNA, 3711 nt
Organism: Eubalaena glacialis (North Atlantic right whale)
Lineage: Eukaryota; Metazoa; Chordata; Mammalia; Artiodactyla; Balaenidae
Gene: UBA1
Product: ubiquitin like modifier activating enzyme 1
Exons: 27
Coding region: 340-3516 (1058 amino acids)
Biological process (GO): protein sumoylation
Cellular component (GO): SUMO activating enzyme complex; cytoplasm
Molecular function (GO): SUMO activating enzyme activity
Source: RefSeq, a predicted model, not a curated record